This is a messenger RNA of Telopea speciosissima, 2389 nucleotides long. Its product is annotated as two-component response regulator-like PRR95. NCBI's taxonomy places the organism in Eukaryota, Viridiplantae, Streptophyta, Magnoliopsida, Proteales, Proteaceae. Gene Ontology annotation, biological process: cytokinin-activated signaling pathway; phosphorelay signal transduction system. Gene Ontology annotation, molecular function: protein binding. The record is from RefSeq and is a predicted model, not a curated record. The transcript has 8 exons. Bases 301 to 2364 code for a protein of 687 amino acids.
UUGUGAACAAGAAGUAAUCGGUCUUUGAGGCGGUUACGCUGUAAUCGGUACAAGCCUAAAGCCUUCUUCUUUCUGCAACUCUAUCUUCUUUCUUCUUCCUAAACUUCAAUCUUCAGUGGCGCUUCAGAUACUUUCAGAGGAGAAAGGUCACUGAGGAUGGGAGUGAAUUCCCUGGCUCAAACACCAGUUUUGGGACUAUUACUGGCGGAUGGUAAGGAAUUAGGGUUUCUUUUUGAGCUCGUCUGAGUUCGAGGUUUAAAGAAGAAAUAAGGGAAGCUGUUCUUUGCAACGAAGAAGGGCAUGGAGAUGGUACCGCAGGUGGAGGAAGAGUGGAGGGACACAGAGAAAGAAAAGGAGAGUUCUACGUUUAUGAUGAAACGGGAGCAAUUUUUUCCUCGGAUGUCUCUGAGGGUUUUGUUGGUUGAAUCUGACGAUUCGACACGGCAGAUCAUCACGGCACUUCUGCGCAAGUGCAGCUACAGAGUUGCUGCAGUUCCUGAUGGCCUAAAGGCAUGGGAGGCUCUAAAGGGGAGACCUCAUAAUGUAGAUCUCAUCUUGACAGAAGUGGAAUUGCCAUCGGUAUCUGGAUUCACUCUUCUUACCUUGAUAAUGGAGCAUGAAAUCUGCAAGAAAAUUCCUGUUAUAAUGAUGUCCUCAAAUGAUUCAAUUAGCAUGGUUUUCAAAUGCAUGAUGAGGGGUGCUGCUGACUUUCUCAUUAAACCUCUUAGGAAGAAUGAACUUCGGAAUUUGUGGCAGCAUGUUUGGAGAAGACAAUCUUCAGCUGGUGACAGAAACCUUGCACAACGAAAAGUUGAAGCAAUAUCUGAAAACAAUGCGGCAAGUAAUCACUCAAGUGAUUAUGUUGCUUGCACACAGAAGAACAAGACAAGCAGUGGAAAAGGAAGUGAUGCUCAAAGCUCUUGUACAAAGCCAGAUAUGGAAGCUGAAAGCGCAUGCAUGCAAAAUCUGCAGGAUUGUUCACAGCCAAUAUGUCGGAGUUCUUCACUUGAACAUGAGAACAAAAAAGAAGAGAAAUCAACAAUAUUGGGAUCGGAGGUGACACAGUCAAAUGAAGCUAGUGCUUCGGCUAGAUUUGUUCUAGGAGAUUCUUAUGGAAAAAGAGAGGCUCAGCCUAAGGAUGUCGCACCAGAGAAUCACAGAGAGGAUGCUAAUAUAACUGGUGCGACUCGCGGAAACAGUAAUGAAGGGACAGAAUCUCUUAGUGAAGCCAUUGACUUGAUUGGAGCAUUUGAUAAUCGCCUGAGGUGGAAUUUUGGUCAUUCAUAUAACACUGUUACCAAAGAAGUGUUAUUUGAUGGUAUAAAAACCCUUUCUGGGUCCAAUGACAAGUCCGGUUGCACUCCAUUAUUGGAACUUUCCCUGAAAAGAUCCCAUCUGAGUGGCUCGGAAGGCCAACGGACAGAUGAAAGGCAUACAUUGAACCAUUCAAAUGCAUCAGCUUUUUCAUGGUACAAUAACAGGAAAGCUCAGUCUCCUCUUCCAGCAUACAAUGUUUACUCUGAGCCCGAAGAUUGCUCAAGAAAAUCUCAAAAACAUAUGGAAAAUCAGGGUCCUUGUCAUACUGCCGAUGCUCCUCAACAGAAUAGUCUAACUUCUUCAGUUGGUCAAUCUGAUCUGGCUGAAACAGUGAUACCAUGUCAUCAGCAGGUCAUCCCUGCCCCUGUUCCCAUCGGAGGGAUGAGUUUUGAUGGUUUAUAUGCCAGCUAUGCUACUGUAUUGCCACCCAUGUUUUAUGAAUCAGCUCAACUGCCGUUACGGGGUCAAAGUACAGGCAGCCGUCUAGAACCCUCAACUGUUUGCCUGAAUUUGUCUCACCAACCCAAUCCUGAAACUCAGUAUGAACAGGGUUGCCACUUUCAGGAUCAAAAUGCUGACAGUUCCACUAACCAAACAUUGCGCGAGCAGGUGCAUAACAUUGAAGAUUUGGAGGAUCCAAGCGAUGUUUCUCCACCCACUGGUCAGAGUGCAAAUAGCUGUAUAUAUAACGGUGCUAGAAGCUACCUUAACAGCAGUGGUUGUGGGAGUGUUUGCAAUGGAAAUAAUGGGAAUGUCACUGCAGUUAUUGCUGCCAGGGCCACUGUAGAAUGCAGGAGUGGUGAAAGUCUCUUUGUCCAUGAUAGAGUUGGAGGGAUGGAUCCUCAUUGCUCCACCCAUAGAGAAGCAGCUCUGACCAAGUUCAGGUUGAAACGGAAAGACAGAUGCUAUGAGAAGAAGGUCCGUUACCAAAGCAGAAAACGACUUGCUGAGCAGCGUCCCCGAGUGAAAGGACAGUUUGUUCGUCAAGCCUCGCAGGAUCUUCCCUCAGCUGAAAGUAUCAUUACCAAUGACUUAUUUAUUGCAUAGCUGGUGGAAAACCUUCCUUGAUUGG